AGUAGUCCUCGUACAGAUUACCUACGCUACAAUGUGAGACUCUGUUUAGGGCGGGAAGUGAUAGUUCCAUCGACUAGACGAUUUUUAUAGUGAAGUUAUGAAGAAAAACGGAGAUUUCGGCUCGUUUACAAAGAGUUCUUCUCAUGUGAAAAGACCUGAAGUUCUGAGUUUUGGAGAAAAAAUGAAGUUUUUCAGGAUGGCUAGUGAAUCUCCCACGGACAAUAAUGCAAAUGGAAACGAACCGACGAUUCAGACGAUUGUAAAAAAUCCUUCAAGGACGUCCGUUACCACAACUUCGUUGCAGACCAACUCUCAGAGCAGUACGACCACGACGCGCGUCAGCAAAAUCUCCUCGUCGACCAGCCAGCGUCGGCACGUGACCUCCGACCUGAAGGCGUCCAACGUGCGCUCCGACCUCGUCGAGCUGAAGAACAACCUCAACGACAUGAAGAACAUCAGCCUGCCGAACAGCAACCUGGGCAACACGCUGAUCCACCUGCGGAGCUCGCUGGACAACCUGGUGGACAACGACGACGAUCCGAUAGUGACGUUUCCCGAUGACAACACGCCGGUGCCGUCAGAAAUCGGCUCGCCGGCCAUUGUUGCCGAUACGCUCAAGUUCGAACACAAAACGGCGAAUAACUUCAAGAAAACCAUGGUGAUGAAAGAUGGCAUGAGUGCUGAGAAGGAGAGCGCCAAAGUUGCGGAAUCCAAGAAGCUGCAAGCUGGCGAUCUUUCGUACGAAGAAAACAGCGCUGCGGCCGCCACGCGUGCCAGACUCGAGAUCGAUGGAGUUUCUGCCGAAAAAAGUCAAUUGACAGCUAAGGAAGCGAGAUCCUUGAAAUCGGGAGACCUGAGUCAACAGGAGUCCAAAAAUAUGGCCCAAACGAACCUCAAACUGACCACUGAUAAGUUUAGCAGCGAAAGAACAGCUGUAGCAUCUCAGCAACAAAGACAAACAGUCACAGCUAGUGGCAUCUACAACCAAGAAAAACACAGCUCCAGUUCUAGUCACGUAUUCUCAACUUCCUCGAAAAACUUCAGUACCUCAGCUAUGAUGCAAAAACAGUUUCAUUUAAUGAAUGGUACUCCCGAAGAAGACAUCCUCAACACCUCCCUAGACGACCUAGACGCUCUAACAGCAUCGUCCGACAUCAACGAGAUCGAACGCGCCAAACACAAAUACUCCACCUACCUAGACGAAUCCGUCAGGUGCCUCCAGAAGCUGGACCAGAGCAAAGAUGCUCCCCUAGUACUCAACAAAAUCAACGACGUCAUGCAAAAAGCCUGGGCCGUACCAACUUAUGGCCACGAGCUCGGUUACGCACUGUGCAAUGCCUUAAGAAACAGUGGGGGGCUGGACCUUAUCAUGCAAAACUGCACUAAGUCCGAUGAGAACCUGCAGUUCACGAGCGCUAAGCUUUUGGAACAGUGUCUGACUGCGGAGAACAGAGCUCAUGUCGUUGAACAUGGCUUGGACAAAGUCGUUAACGUAGCCUGCGUUUGCACGAAGAAAACGAACUCAGUAGACCACUCGAGAGUUGGCACAGGCAUCUUAGAACACCUUUUCAAGCACAGUGAAGAGACCUGCAGUGACGUAGUGAGGCUAGGUGGCUUGGAUGCUUUAUUAUUCGAAUGCAGGAAAAGCGACGUGGAAACCUUGAGGCACUGUGCUGGGGCGCUAGCCAAUCUCAGCUUAUACGGCGGUGCUGAGAACCAAGAAGCAAUGAUCAAGAGGAAGGUACCGAUGUGGCUGUUUCCUCUCGCUUUCCAUAACGAUGACAACAUCAAGUACUACGCCUGCCUUGCCAUUACCGUAUUGGUAGCUAAUCCAGAGAUAGAAGCGGAGGUGCUAUUAUCAGGCACCCUAGGGCUUGUUGAACCUUUUGUUACAACACACAAUCCCUCAGAAUUUGCAAAGUCUAAUCUUGCACAUGCUCAUGGUCAAAGCAAAACCUGGCUCAAAAACUUGGUACCUGUACUGAGCUCAAAGCGGGAGGAAGCAAGGAACCUCGCAGCAUUCCAUUUCUGCAUGGAAGCUGGUAUCAAGAAGCAGCAAGGCAAUACCAACAUCUUUUCGGAAAUAGGUGCAGUUGAGUCAUUGAAAAAGGUGGCUAGUUGUCCGAAUGCCGUUGCCUCAAAAUACGCAGCUCAAGCCUUGAGGCUUAUUGGGGAAGAAGUUCCUCACAAGCUCAGUCAACAAGUGCCUUUGUGGUCAGUGGAAGACGUUGAAGAGUGGGUGAAGCAGAUUGGGUUCCCAGACAUUGCUCCUAGUUUUAUAGAAAGCCGAGUGGAUGGGGAUUUAUUAUUGCAGCUAACCGAGGAAAAUCUCAAGGAGGAUAUUGGACUCAUUAAUGGAAUCAAAAGAAAAAGAUUCACAAGGGAACUGCAGCAGCUCAAGAAAAUGGCAGACUACACCUCCAAGGACCCAGCUAACAUCAACAACUUCCUGCAAACUCUGGGCGCAGAGUUCUGUAUUUAUACUUACAGCUUCCUCAAUGCAGGUCUAGAGAAGAAAGACUACCUCACGAACAUAUCCGAAGACCAGCUUCUGGACGAGUGCGGCAUCAAAAACUCCAUACACAGGUACAGAAUCAUGGACGGCAUCCGUCAGAUAGAAAGUGGGCUGGGCAAUGGGCUGAACGAAGACAGUAUAGACAAACCUUUGGACGUUUUCGUCAGCUAUAGGAGGUCUAAUGGUUCGCAGUUGGCUAGUUUGCUCAAGGUCCACUUGCAGCUGAAGGGAUUCAGUGUGUUUAUAGACGUGGAGAGACUGGAGGCUGGCAAAUUUGAUAACAAUCUUCUACAGAGUAUCAAGAAAGCGAAGCAUUUUCUACUGGUUCUGACACCGAACGCUUUGGAUAGGUGUGUGGAUGAUCACGAAGGAAAAGAUUGGGUCCAUAGGGAAAUCUGUGCGGCUCUGAAGGCGAAUUGUAAUAUCAUACCGAUCAUCGACAAUUUCGUAUUUCCUGAGGCUGAAAUCCUUCCUGAGGAUAUGAGGCAAGUCUGUCAUUUCAAUGCAGUGCGAUGGAUUCACGACUAUCAAGACGCAUGCGUGGACAAACUCGAAAGGUUCAUGCGUGGCGAGAUGAACUCGCGCUGCGGCGGCGUCGGCGACGCCUCCCUUAUAUCCCGCGCGGGCGGCCUCAAGGGCGACCUGACUGCCCCCGGCACGCCAUCUGGCGCGAGCCUGGCGCGGCAGCCGCCCAGCUACCAGCGCAUGCACAGCAGCGACUCGGCCAAGAGCCAGGACAAGGACGUGAACGGGAACUCGGGCCUGACGCGGGAUUGACUAGAGGGCCGCGGCGGAGGCACGACGGGUGCGCCUACUCCGCUGCCUAGAUUCUGUAAGGCGAACAGUCCUUCCAGGAACUGGAUCAUCAACGGCAAGCCCUGUGGUCGGCCCCCCCAAUACCCCCGCAGGGGCUCCAACACCCCCGUCUCGUCUCUGGCGCUGGCCAGUCACCCCCCCGCCCCCAACAGGUCACGAAGUCUGGACGGCCUGCUGGACUCGGAAUGCGCAGCUACGGAAGCAGCUAAGGCUAAGGAACAGGUUCCGUCCCAAGCGACUAAGAGUUGCGAUGACCUUGAUAAGAAUCUACGAGGAGAGACUGAAUCGAUGAGUAAGACGGACAGUGCGAGUGAUCGCAUAGAGUUUAAUGACAGUGAUGCUGACAAGUGUUCCAUUUAUAGCGGUUCGAGUGAAUCGAAACGCAAGAAGAAUUUCAUGGAUAGGUGUGUUAAUAAGGUGCGGUCUCUGAUCAAAAAAUGAACUGCUUAUUCGAUAUUUUGUUCGUUUAGUCCAUAUCCCUUAUAAAAUGGAAGAAUUGUUAGUGAGCUAUACAUUGAAAAUAUAUUUAAUCUUACCUCUCUCUAAAACCGAGAACUUAUAUAAAAAGAGCUAUCAAGUAUUAUCAAAAGUUUUCAUCAAUCAUGACACACUUUUUGUAGCUCGCUAGUAAUUCUUUCAAAGUUGCAACUCUUCUUUGGUUUGCUAAAGGGUAUACCUACCCACACCACAGGCAACUACCUUUGACGUUAUAGGUACCUACCUACCUACUGAUUUACACAAAAGUGAUAUUGUUAUUUAUUUUAUGGCAACAAAAUUACUUAGUACAAAAUCCUUUGUGCUUUUAUUAUACAAAAUUUGUAUAUAUUGUGAAAAGAUUGUGAUUACGGUGCAGCACUAUUUAAGGCCUUAUUAUAGUAUAAGUAAGUGUUGUAAUAUUAGCUCUCUUGAGCAUCUAUGUUAUUUGACAUAAUUUAUUUAUUUUAAUGUGUUUUAACAUAUUUAUACAAUGCAGUCAUGAAUCGUGUUUUUCUCUUCAAAUCGUAAAUGUUAACAAAUGGAAGCAGCUUACGACCGUAUUGUAAACCUACAAUAGUGUCAAUUCUCUAUAUUUUUUGGAGAUGGAUACUGUUUGGUGAACAGUAAUUUUAGUCAACCAAAGCUUGCUUAUUUUUGCUCUUAGCAAGGCCAGUAGGUUUUGUGAAGAUUUUAGUAUGGUGCAUCAUUAUUAUGAUAUUAAGUUAGUUGAAUUAUAUUCUGAUUAUUUCGAACGGUGCACAUUUGUUUUAACAUUUCCUUCAUCUAGUAAUUAUUUUAUAGCAAAAUAAUUGUUUUUUAUCCAUGUUAUAUUUAAAAAUAUAUUUUAUUAUUAGGAU
Phaedon cochleariae (mustard beetle) is the source of this 4665-nucleotide messenger RNA. The record is from the annotation of a GenBank genome assembly. Lineage: Eukaryota; Metazoa; Arthropoda; Insecta; Coleoptera; Chrysomelidae.